GAGGCAGCUUCAGUGGCAAUCCAGCGUGCCAGGUGAGAUGAAGGUUGCUCCGGAGAGUUGCUGCGUUUCAAUCAUCUUCUUGCUCGCCGCAUCUUCACUUUAUUUCUGCAAUGCACAAUCAUUGCAACACUCGAAACGCUCACUGCAGUUUGAGUUUCCUGGCAAUUUGAGCCACAGGGAUUGCGGCUUGGAGCGAAACAGCGAUGCACGUGCCUGGCUUGCGAAAAUCGAAAUUUUCGACGAGACCGAGAAUACAGUGACACGAUGCUACGGCUCCGUCAUCUCAAACCGAUACAUUAUCACAGCGUCUGAUGCUGGUUGCGUUGAAGGAGAAGCAAUCGCGUCCCAAGUGUCAGUGUCGUUCGCAAAAUCUGGAUUUCGGAGCGUCGUAAAGCCUUCACGAUUGAUUGUCGAGCCGCAAAACCCGUUGGCUAUCCUUGAAUUUGAGAGUGACCUUUUGAAGGAUGGAGUUGUGCCUAUUUGUGUUUGGAACAAACCGAUUGCAGGCAACGGAUCGCCAGUUCAUGAAAAUGGAGGAAUAAUUGCUACAAUUGUCGGUGAAGAAGUUUCAGCAAGCAGAAAGGUAACUGCGGGCAAGUUCAAGGUCGUUUCCAAUGAAGAUUGUGGGAAAGCAAUAAAUCAUGGAUCGUUUUAUUUCAAAUCAAACGAUCUAUGUCUCAUGUAUCAGGAGGGUUUGAGCAGAGUGUGCCUCAAAGGCUGGGGCGCGCCGAUGCAGUUCAAAAUCGGCGCCCGCUGGUUUCUCAGAGGCGUCAACACCAACUUUUUCAACACCGAAGACAAAUCUGCCGAAUGCAGGUUUUUCAGGAUUUACAAAUUCACGGAUGUUGCUCGGAAGAUUAAAUUCAUUACUGAAAACACCGAUAUUAAGUUGAGGGAAUUAGCAACAGACUUCUAUUUCCCAAGCAAUUUGAACCACGAAGAUUGCGGUCGAGUGCAAAAUAAUAACGACCGCGCUUGGCAAGUGAAGGUGUCUGUUGAUUACUUCGUUUGUUACGGAUCAGUCAUUUCAAAAUACCAUGUCGUCACUGCUGCGUAUUGCGUGAAUGGAAAAGAUCCAUCUGAUGUAAUAGUCACCUUUGCGAAAAACCGCUUUCAAAUUCAGGAAAGUUUAAGACCAUCCGAGAUCGUCGUGCACCCAGAAUAUGAUUCAGAGAGGCUUCAAGCCAACUUAGCCAUCUUGAAAUUUGACAGAAACCUUUUGGAAGGUGGCGUUUUGCCUAUUUGCCUGUGGAAUAAGCCGAUUGAGGCAAAUGGAUCUCUUAUCACUGAUAAUCAAGGAAUUGCAAGCGUUGCAGGAGAAGAUGGAAAUUCGGGUAAAAAAGUUGUUGGCAAAUUCAAAGUCUCCUCGACGGCCGAUUGCAAAGCAGAAGUAAAUCCACAAGCUAGAAAGAACUUCAAGGAUCCUGAUUUAUGCCUUAUUUAUCAAGAGGGAGUUAGCUCAGUUUGUCUCAGAGGCUGGGGCGCACCAAUGCAGUUUAAAAUCGGCGACCGCUGGUACCUGCGAGGCGUCAACAACGAUUACCUUUCAACGCACAAAGAAGUCGAGUGCAGCGUUUUCAGAGUUCUCGGCUUUACUGAUGUCGCACGGCACAUCAAAUUUUUCGCCGAGAAUAUCAAAAUCACACCGAAACCCUCAAUACCACAAAAUCACCGCAGCUAUCCAAACUGUGGCGUUGUGCACAGCGAUCCCGGCAUUCAGCUCGCUUUUCGGGGCACGGACGCGAAGCUGCGGGAUUUCCCCUGGUCCGCAGCUUUAUUCAGAACGAGCACCGCCUCUCCGCCUGAAUACACGUGCACCGGAUCUUUAAUAUCAAAGAAAUUCAUUCUUACUGCUGCUCACUGCGUUUACGAGGCACGAGCCUUGUUGCCUCCGCAAGCUCUAAUUGUGGCUCUGGGAAAGGAGCAGCUCAAUGACGGCUGGACAAGCGACUCUGGCGUUCAGCUGCACUCGCUGAGGAAAAUAGUUGCGCACGAAGAGUACAAUCUUGACGACCACCGCAACGACAUUGCCCUUCUCGAACUGAACCGCGAUGUCGAGUUUUCGGUCAUCAUCUCGCCUGUUUGCCUUUGGUUCAAAACGAAGAACGUAGAUAUUAUCCAGGGAAGAAAUGGAACUAUUGCAGGUUGGGGCCUUGUUGCGGACUAUGAUACAGGAAAUAUUCUCCAAAAGUUGGAAUUGCCAAUUUUCUCCAUAGAUGAAUGCAGUUCGAUCCAUGGAAAGGAGUCUUACUAUGCCAGAAAAUUGCAGCAGUCACCCUCGUUCUGCGCUGGAUAUUUAUUUAAAAACACAAAUCCUUGCAACGGAGAUAGCGGAUCUGCAUUAGUGCUGCAGGAGGAAAAUGUCUUUUUCGUGAGGGGCAUAGUCAGCGAAACAAUCGCGAGAAACGUCUACGGAGCCAAGUUUUGCGACCCUGAAUUUCCUGCCGUUUUCACAGAUGUUGCAGGAUUCAGGGAGUGGAUUUUGGAGAAAGCUGGAAGUGAAAUCAGUUUUGAUUAUUCGCCUUGAUUAUUAAUACGUUCGCAAAAUGUGAAUAAGACAAAUGCUCAAAUAAUGUUGCCAUAUAUUUAUGUUUUUCUGACGAGUCAAAUAUGAUAAUUUGAAUUCCGGAAAAAUUCCCUUCAAGUACAAACUUGUCGGAAUAAUGAAAUAUGAAAUGUGCAGGAAGUUAAAGCAAUGAUGAUGAUGAUGAAGAAGUCCGUUUUAAUUGUAAUAUAUGGAGCAAUCCAUAAUGUGUCAACAUUUUAACUCAAAAACUAGUGAGAAGGCAAGAUUUGAGAUUUAAGCAUGAAAAUAAAUAGCAGCGUGUGAUCCAUGGACCAUGAUUUGUAUUUUGGAGAAGUAACAAUUCUUACUAUUUUGCUCAUCAUUUCACUGUUAGCUUCUGAACGGUCGUGGUGGGAUGGUUAAGGUAUUUAUUGAAUUUGAAUUACGAUAUAAUUGUGCAUAAAAUAUUGUAUUAAAAAGUUAAGUUUUUAGCAUACA
This is a messenger RNA of Cloeon dipterum, 3004 nucleotides long. Its product is annotated as serine protease 53-like. Gene Ontology annotation, biological process: proteolysis. The record is from RefSeq and is a predicted model, not a curated record. Bases 38 to 2527 code for a protein of 829 amino acids. The transcript is spliced from 16 exons. Gene Ontology annotation, molecular function: serine-type endopeptidase activity. Lineage: Eukaryota; Metazoa; Arthropoda; Insecta; Ephemeroptera; Baetidae.